Danio rerio (zebrafish) is the source of this 2684-nucleotide messenger RNA. The record is from RefSeq and is a predicted model, not a curated record. Lineage: Eukaryota; Metazoa; Chordata; Actinopteri; Cypriniformes; Danionidae.
UGCAAAUGAACGGGAUGGAAAUGAGACAAGAACGCUCUCGGUUUGGGUGUUGGCAACGCGGAAGGAUGGUAGAAAACCACCAAUGAUCCCUUAUGGGUGGGGUUUACUCGAGGGUGAAGGGGUACUAGUAUUUUAUAGUAAAAUACUAGUAAGAAUAGAAAGUCAGCUGCUGCUGUCUGCCGGUUGAAUGUUUAUUUUUCGUCGAGUUGGAAUGUGUCAGUUUUGAGGUCGUUGAGUGAAUUAAUUCGACUUCCUAAAGGUCACUGGUCCUUCUGUCUCUAUCUGUGUGGGUGAGUGUUUGAGUGUUCAGAAACGUCAGCAUGGUUCUCACCAUCAUGAAAGAGCUUGGCAAGCAGCUGCUGCGCGUGAAGGUGGUAGACUGCAGCACAGAAGAGUCUCGGCUCUCUCGAUGCCUCAACACAUUUGACCUGGUGGCUCUGGGAGUGGGCAGCACACUGGGCGCUGGCGUCUAUGUGCUGGCCGGAGCCGUGGCACGGGAAAAUGCUGGACCAGCAAUCGUUCUGUCCUUUCUGAUUGCAGCGCUGGCCUCAGUUAUGGCUGGACUGUGUUAUGCUGAGUUUGGAGCUCGUGUGCCUAGGACAGGCUCUGCGUAUCUGUACAGCUAUGUGACAGUGGGGGAGCUGUGGGCCUUUAUCACCGGCUGGAACCUCAUCCUGUCUUAUAUUAUAGGAACAUCCAGCGUUGCCCGAGCGUGGAGCGCCACCUUUGAUGAGCUCAUUGGGAAGCAUAUAGAGGAGUUCUGCCGGCGGCACAUGAGCAUAAACACACCAGGACUGGCCGAGUAUCCAGACAUGUUCGCUGUGAUCAUCAUCCUCACGCUAACAGGUCUGCUGGCAUUUGGGGUGAAGGAGUCUGCUAUGGUUAAUAAGGUGUUUACCUGUGUAAACGUGCUGGUACUGAUGUUUGUGGUGGUGUCAGGACUGAUCAAAGGAACUCUCCAAAACUGGAACCUGAAUCCAGAGGACAUCCUCAACCACACCACUUCUGCAAAUGUGUCUGUGCCACUGCCAACUGAAGAGAGUCUGGGUUUUGGUGGAUUCAUGCCGUUCGGCUUCUCUGGAGUUCUGUCCGGUGCCGCCACCUGUUUUUAUGCUUUUGUCGGGUUUGACUGUAUCGCCACAACAGGUGAGGAGGUGAAGAAUCCCCAGAGGGCUAUACCCAUUGGCAUUGUAGCCUCUCUCCUCAUCUGUUUCGUCGCUUAUUUCGGUGUUUCGGCUGCACUGACGAUGAUGAUGCCGUACUACAUGCUGGACAAAAACAGUCCUCUGCCUGUGGCCUUCAAAUAUGUGGGCUGGGAAGGAGCGACGUACGCUGUAGCCGUUGGCUCUCUUUGUGCUUUGUCUACCAGUCUUCUGGGCUCCAUGUUCCCUCUGCCACGCAUUAUCUUUGCCAUGGCAAAUGACGGUCUGAUCUUCAGCUUCUUGUCUCGUGUCAGUGAGAGGAAAACGCCCAUCGUCGCCACCACUGGGGCCGGGCUGCUGUCCGCCAUCAUGGCUUUCCUGUUUGAUCUGAAGGAUCUGGUUGAUCUGAUGUCGAUUGGCACUCUGCUGGCUUACACUCUGGUUGCAGCCUGUGUCUUAGUCCUGAGGUACCAGCCAGAGCAGCCCAGUGUGAAUGUACAGUAUCAGAGAGCCAGUUGUCAGGAGGAAACAGAGGCCGAGUCCAUCAAUGAGAGCAGUGCUGGCUUCCUGCCUGGAUCUUCUGAUCUCUUUAGCCUUCGCAACCUGCUGUCCCCCCAAAACGAGGAACCUUCUCGCCUCUCUGGCCUCACGGUCAACAUCUGCACCAGCAUAUUAGGCGUUUUGGUGUGUGUGUUCUGUGUGGUUGCAGUUCAGGGAGGAUUUCAAACUUGGACUCUUGCAGUUCUUAUCUCUCUGGCUUUAGUUUGCUUGAUCAUCACCUUGUUAAUAUGGCGGCAGCCUGAGAGCAAGACAAAACUUUCUUUUAAGGUUCCUCUGCUGCCGUUUCUCCCCGUUCUCAGCAUGUUCAUUAAUGUGUACCUGAUGAUGCAGCUGGACAAAGGCACCUGGAUGCGUUUUGCUAUUUGGAUGGUAAUAGGAUUUAUUAUUUAUUUUGGCUACGGGAUCUGGCACAGCACAGAAGCAGCAUUAGCACGGAGCGAGACCGAAGACAUCAACGCCUUCAAACCCACAACAACAGAUGAAGCAGCCACACCUGAGAAAGAGGCGUUUUUGGGCAACUGUAUUAAUGACCGAGCAGAGGAGAACAGUGACCCUUGAGAAAACACUGUUCCAGAAUGUGCUCCAUGUACCAGUGUACGACAAACACAAAGCUGCUACUGACAUUCAUGAUGCUUCUAUCAGAUUGUAUGUGUUACUGUAGAUCCAAAGAUUCUUUUAAGGCAGCAUUACAACAUGUGACGAUUUUAAAAUUUGCCUUUUAUUCAGGUAAACCAUGAAGGACAGCAUUACAAAUGUGUACAUAUGAAUGUACAUUGCACUAUUAGAGCAACAAGUUCUUCCUUUUUGUCUACUGGGUUAUUUUAAUAUAUUUUAUUUUUGUAGCAUGUUCUCAUCGUGCUUUUUUUUUAAAGGGGUCCUGAGCAAAACCCAUGUAACAUUGUUAACCAUUAUUCUUCAGCGUGCAUUUUGUAUAUGAAUGCAAAAUUCUAAUACAAUUUGUUACUAUUUUGUUUCUUUCUA